Auanema sp. JU1783 is the source of this 273-nucleotide messenger RNA. Lineage: Eukaryota; Metazoa; Nematoda; Chromadorea; Rhabditida; Rhabditidae. The record is from the annotation of a GenBank genome assembly.
AUGGCUAGAUUCCCGACGAAGAAGACUAAGGACCCAAAUGCUCCCAAAAAAGGGUUGUCGGCUUAUUUCCAUUGGUUGAAGGAAAAUCGUGGACGUGUGCAAAAAGACAAUUCAACUUUGAAACCAACAGAGAUCGUGAAAAAGUGUGCCGAGGAGUGGACCAGCCUUGCUGACAAAGACAAAACCAAGUGGCAUGCCAUGGCUGCUGACGAUAAGAUUCGCUACUUGAAGGAGUUGGAGAGUUACAAAGGAAAAGAAGAGAAAAAAGAAUAA